Colletotrichum gloeosporioides is the source of this 1389-nucleotide messenger RNA. RefSeq lists its product as uncharacterized. NCBI's taxonomy places the organism in Eukaryota, Fungi, Ascomycota, Sordariomycetes, Glomerellales, Glomerellaceae. The record is from RefSeq and is a predicted model, not a curated record. The coding region runs from base 1 to 1389 and encodes 462 amino acids. The transcript has a single exon.
AUGGGUGGGAAGGUUCCCAAGCUUAAGAGCAAGGUUGCCGGCCAGAACGCUACUAACGCCACUUCUCCCCUACUCUCCCCCCCACUGUCUGCAACUUCAAGCGACUCAGACUCGGUCUCGUCGCGUGGGGAUUUCGAUCCGGUCGACAUGGAGUUGGAUCUGAACGGGGGUGCUGGUUUGUCAGACGUCACCACGCCGCCCGCCACACCUCGUCUCAAGGCCACUUCUGUGUCUGCUGGAGAUUUUCUCUUCGAAAGGCACACCGCACACAGGCUUCCCGUCUCUUUCGAGGAGUCUUUUUCGAACCGCCUUGCGCAUCAGUUCAAGGCGCACGACCAACGAUUCGAACAAAUGUGUGCCAAGCUCGACAACAAAGUGUCUCACGACAGAGUGUACAUCUUUGUCGACGGCUCCAACAUCAGCACCAGCUUCUACCAGGACCUCAAGAAGAAGUUUGGAAUGCGCCACAAUGAGCCGCUCCCCGGUUGCCUUGACAUCGUCAGACUGCAUGAGAUAUUGCAGCGAGAGAGGCAUGUCAUGGCCUCCCACAUCGUUGGCUCUAAGGCUCCCGGCAAGACUGAGGCUCAGUACUUCUUUGAUGCCGAGGAGAUCGGCUACCAGAAGACCAUUCUUCCUCGAAUCCCCAAAGAUGGCAAGAAGCUGUUCUCGAACACGUCUGAUUCUGACGACAUAUAUUCGAGACGCCGUGAGCCCAUGCAGGAGCAUCAGGUUGAUGAAAACCUUCAGCACCUGAUGAUCAACUGCGCCGUCGACAACAUUAACAACAAAGGUGUCAUCAUUCUCGUCACUGGGGACGGCAACUCGAAUGAGUCAGGUACUUCUGACGGCUUCCCCGCUCACGUUGUACGUUGCCUAUCGUUGGGUUGGGCUGUUGAAGUGUACUCUUUCAAGUCGGCGUGCUCCGAGGUCUGGACCCAGCCGGAGCUUCUCAGCAACAAAGAGUGGGCUGGCCGCGUCUCGGUCCACUAUCUGGACAGCUAUUUGCACGACUUAUGCAAGCCUUCUUUCGAGAAGCAACUGUCGGAGGUUGCUGCAAAGCAUGCCACUCGGGCCUCUUGUCGCCCUACACCCAUGACUCUGAAGCGGAUGACGCCGAUCGCUGAGGAUAAGGUCACCUCCCCUCAUUUUCACGCCGCUCACCUUGACAACGACUGGAGGACUCCUUCCCCCAAAAAGGCAAAGUUCACCGGUCCAGCGAUGUCGGUGACUGCUACCAAGUCGCACACCACGUCCGAUUACCAAACGCUUUUGCAGACUGCCAGCACCUUUGGCGCCAGCAAGACCACCUUUGCCUCCACAAACGGUUUUGUGGGCGGUUGCUUCGGCUCGUUCCAACAGCACUCAGCCAUCUCUGGUGCCAAGGUGUAA